Messenger RNA from Penicillium macrosclerotiorum, 306 nucleotides. RefSeq lists its product as uncharacterized. Bases 1 to 306 code for a protein of 101 amino acids. The transcript has a single exon. The record is from RefSeq and is a predicted model, not a curated record. NCBI's taxonomy places the organism in Eukaryota, Fungi, Ascomycota, Eurotiomycetes, Eurotiales, Aspergillaceae.
AUGGGUGAAGAAUGCAAUGGGAAUGUGUACUUUUUUACACCUAAGGCCAACGAUGGAAGCGAUCCGAUUACCAACGUUUGGUAUCAAUUUGAAUAUCCUGCCUUGACACGGAAUCCUUCCGUCCAGUCAAUUCUGAAGGUUAAUCCUUCCAUCAAAGACGAUGAUGGGAACUUCGCCAAUGAGGGUACAGUCAUGUGGACCCCAGCACAUGGCCCUAGCUCGAAUGCACCACUUGGCGAUGGGUAUUCCUUUACGUAUGAGGGUGAGUUUGAGACCAAUUUUACACAGGAACUCAUGACUAGUUAG